Zingiber officinale is the source of this 2142-nucleotide messenger RNA. Its product is annotated as IQ domain-containing protein IQM1-like. Lineage: Eukaryota; Viridiplantae; Streptophyta; Magnoliopsida; Zingiberales; Zingiberaceae. The transcript is spliced from 10 exons. The coding region runs from base 215 to 1876 and encodes 553 amino acids. The record is from RefSeq and is a predicted model, not a curated record.
UUGGUUAGUUCUGACUUUUUUCCAGGGCCCACCCAAUCGUGGAAUUCUAUCGCUCCCAACUUCACUUUAUUUAAAUGGGAGGGAAGUAGUCAGAGAUUAUGCAACGCCGGUUUCUUUCUUCCUUCGAUCUACCACGUCGACCAACAACUGUCUUCCUCCGGUUCUUCCAGUUGCUGUGAACUGCCCGUGAACGUUCAAGGCCAGAGUUGAGUCGAUGGGUCCUUCACUUUCAUUGCAUUCGUGGUAUUUGAUGGAAUGUGUCGGAAGCAAACUGUUUGAUUUCGCAGGAGCAGAAUAUCUAAUGAUGAAAUCCAAUAGCUGCAGCGAGAAAGACAUCAACAACAUGUCAUUCAGGUCACUUAGUUUCAAACUAGAAGAUCCGUCAGAGAAGAUGGAGCCUACAGUGCCAAAUGCUUCGGUCAUGGAUAAAUCUUUAAGCUUCAAGAAUUGGGAACCCCAAGUGCCAAAACUAGAACCCACAUUUUCCUUCAAGAAUCAAGUUUCAGAUGAGCGCGACAACGGAGUAGUUCCACGGAAAAGAUUCAACUUUGUGGUCCCUGAACUAAAGCUUCCUCAUAGGUCUAGUCUUCCUGAGUUUACUUCACCUAGGCCUUUGAGCGAGCUUGAUGCUGCAGCCACUAAACUUCAAAAGGUCUACAAGAGUUACCGAACUAGAAGAAACCUUGCGGAUUGUGCAGUAGUCAUUGAGGAACUCUGGUGGAAAGCGUUAGAUUUUGCAUCACUCGAGCAUAGCUCUGUGUCAUUCUUCAAAGUUGAGAAACCACAGACAGCAGUUUCAAGAUGGGCAAGAGCACUAACUAGAGCUGCAAAGGUUGGCAAAGGUCUAUCAAAGGAUGAAAAUGGCCAGAAGCUAGCAUUACAACACUGGCUAGAAGCUAUUUUAAACAUGCAAAUUGUGCAGAUUGAUCCACGCCAUCGCUACGGGCACAAUUUGCAAUUCUAUUAUGAUAUCUGGUUCAAGAGUGAGAGCACCCAGCCAUUCUUCUACUGGUUGGAUGUUGGUGAUGGAAGAGAAAUAAACCCGGAUAAUUGCACGAGAAGCAAGCUUCAAAACCAGUGCAUCGAAUACCUUGGACCGAAUGAGCGGGAAGCAUAUGAAGUCAUUGUGAUGAACGGAAAGCUCGUCUUUAAGAAAAGUGGACUUCCUGUUUCAACUACAGAUGGUUCUAAGUGGAUAUUUGUUCUCAGCACCACAAGGGUGUUAUAUGUGGGUAAGAAAAAGAAGGGCAAGUUCCAGCACUCAAGUUUUUUAGCUGGGGGAGCAACAACAGCUGCAGGGAGAUUGGUUGCUGCAGAAGGGGUACUCAAGGCCAUAUGGCCAUACAGUGGUCAUUACCUUCCAACAGAGGAAAAUUUCAAGGAAUUCAUCAUAUUCCUUCAAGAGAACCAUGUAGAUCUGACCAAUGUUAAGAGAUGUUCAAUUAACCACGACGACUACACCUCAUUCAAAGAACCCACCGAUUGUAUAAAAGUCGAGGUUGAGAAAUCAAUAUUGCCACAGGUUACUGCCAAAAUUAAAGUGACAGAAACAACGAAAGAUUGCGACAAGCAAGGCAAUGGCACAGAGCAGAGAGUGGACAAAACAUUGACAACUGAGUUCAACAAGCGUUUAUUGUGCAACUGGACUACGGCAUCCGGGGCUCGAAUUGGGUGCGUCCGGGAUUACCCAGCCGACCUACAAUCCAAGGCACUUGAGCAAGUAAACCUGUCACCGAGAGUUAGUACUUCACCAAUAGCCCUCCCUGUUCCUUCCCCUCGGCCCAGUCAUGGACUCAGGUUGUCCCCCAGGCUUCAGUAUAUAGGCAUUCCGAGCCCCAUUGUCUCUCUUACCCUACCACAGCAAAUGAAAAUGUGAGGUAAGGUGAUGUGGUGGUGGUGCCAGUGAGGCCGAAACUGAUCUGUUGCAUGGUCACCUUAGUGCACUAACUAAAGGAUACGAAGUUUGUAAGCUGGCUUCGGUCACUUUUUCCCAGAGCAUUAUAUAGCGUCACAUUUUUUUUUUCCUGUUUUUUUGGGUAAGUAAAAAUGUACAUCCAAUGUCACUUUGUUUUCUUUAUGGGUUGUUUGAUAGAGAGAUAGAAAUCUUCAUUUGUUUGAAGUUGGUUUUUCCGCUUGUGUUCU